Drosophila subpulchrella is the source of this 8662-nucleotide messenger RNA. It is a transcript of the gene pum, whose product is annotated as maternal protein pumilio. Gene Ontology annotation, molecular function: mRNA 3'-UTR binding. Lineage: Eukaryota; Metazoa; Arthropoda; Insecta; Diptera; Drosophilidae. The record is from RefSeq and is a predicted model, not a curated record. Bases 970 to 5661 code for a protein of 1563 amino acids. Gene Ontology annotation, biological process: post-transcriptional regulation of gene expression. The transcript has 14 exons. Gene Ontology annotation, cellular component: cytoplasm; nucleus.
CGACGGACGGCGGCGACGUUGAAGAAAUUCCUGGCCGAUUUCUUCUUCAUCAUCCUGUGUAAAUAAUUGUAAUUUAAAUAUUCUAAAUUUCGUAUUUAACGAGAGCACACACACACUCACACCAUCGAAGGAAAUGCAAAUGCGAAGGCUUUUUUAAGUGCAUGUUUUGUGUAUAUUUUCAUCAUUAAAACGUCGUGUAAAUUAAACUUCAUCCUAAUUAUAAUUAAUAAACUACAUUAAUAAACGGAAAUUCCACAAUUCUCAAAAAUAAAUCUGUAAAAAUUCAAGUUUUAACCAAUUCUCAUACGUAAUUAAAUAAAAAAAGUUCAGUUUUGUUAAGUCCCAAGAAACAACAGCUGUGCAACUGUGUAAAAUAUUAUUCAUAAUUUUGUGUAAAUUUAUGUAAAAAAAAAAACCAACCACGACAACCAAACCAAACGAAGAAAAUUCAUUUUUUUUGAGCAAAAAGUGUGUGAAAAAUCUCAGCAAAGCCUGUAAAAUAAAUGUUAAAUAUAUUAAGCAAAAAGUGUGGUUUCUUUUACAACAACAAACAAGUGCAAAUCUAAAGAGAAAAUUUCAAAAAUAACAAGAGAAAACAUUUGUGAAUAUUUCAAAACUACGAAUCGUGUGUGUGGUCUUUUUGUGUGGUUUUAAAACCGAAUCCCAUCCAAUAAAAGUUGGCAAUACGCGCAAAGUUGUCAGCUGCGAUAGCUAGGAAAAGCCUCCAAAAUUGAGCUCCUAACCGCGCCCACAAUUGCCAUAUCGACGCCCUCGCCGCAGCAGCAGCAGCAGCAACAUCAACAGCAGCAGCAGCAGCAACAGCAGCAACUCUAUCAGCAACAUCAACAGCAGCAGCAGCAACAUUACGGUCCACCACCGCCCUAUUUUCAACAGCUACACCAACAGCAGCAACAGCAACAUCAGCAGCAACAGCAACACCAGCAGCAGCAGCAGCAACACCAGCAACACAUGAAGUUUCUGGGUGGUAACGAUGAUCGCAAUGGCCGCGGAGGCGUCGGCGUUGGCACGGAUGCCAUUGUGGUAGGAUCUCGCGGUGGCGUUUCCCAGGAUGCCGCCGAUGCCGCUGGUGCCGCCGCAGCCGCCGCCGUCGGCUAUGUCUUCCAGCAGCGCCCAUCGCCCGGCGGUGUGGGCGUGGGCGGAGUGGGUGGCGGGGUGCCCGGAGUGGGUGCCGUGGGCUCGACCUUGCACGAGGCCGCUGCCGCCGAGUACGCCGCCCACUUUGCCCAAAAGCAACAGCAGACGCGAUGGGCGUGCGGCGACGACGGCCAUGGUAUUGAUAACCCGGACAAAUGGAAGUACAAUCCGCCGAUGAAUCCAGCCAAUGCAGCCCCUGGCGGACCGCCGGGAAAUGGUAGCAAUGGUGGUCCCGGCGCCAUUGGCACCAUUGGCAUGGGCAGCGGAUUGGGCAGCAUGGGCGGCGGUGGAGGCGGCGGCGGAGGUGGUGGCGGGAAUAAUGGAGGUUCCGGCACGAAUGGCGGUCUCCAUCAUCCGUCGAUGGCAGCAGCAGCGGCCAAUAUGGCCGCCAUGCAACAGGCAGCGGCGGUGGCCAAGCACAAUCACAUGAUGUCACAGGCAGCAGCCGCCGCUGCAGCUCAACAGCAGCAGCAACAUCAGCAUCCACACCAGCAACAUCCCCAGCAGCAGCAACAGCAGCAGCAGCAAGCUCAGAAUCAGGGGCAUCCACAUCACCUAAUGGGCGGUGGCAAUGGACUGGGCAAUGGCAACGGACUGGGAAUCCAACAUCCCAGCCAGCAGCAGCAGCAGCAACAACAACAGCAGCAGCAGCAGCAGCAGCAACAGCAACAUCCCGGCCAGUAUAACUCGAAUUUGCUCAACCAUGCCGCUGCCUUGGGUCACAUGUCGUCUUAUGCCCAAUCGGGCGGCAGCAUGUACGACCAUCAUGGUGGAGCCAUGCAUCCGGGAAUGAACGGGGGCAUGCCCAAGCCACCGCCACUGGGUCCUCCAGGAGCCGGAGGUCCACAGGACUAUGUCUACAUGGGUGGUCAGACCACUGUGCCCAUGGGCGCCGCAAUGAUGCCGCCACAGAAUCAGUAUAUGAACAGCUCCGCUGUUGCAGCUGCCAAUCGGAAUGCAGCGAUCACCACAUCCACUGCCAAGAAAUUGUGGGAGAAAUCCGAUGGCAAGGGCGUUUCCUCGAGCAAUCCCGGUGGACCGCUGAAUCCCUUGCAGAUCCCCGGCAUCGGGGAUCCCUCUUCUGUGUGGAAGGAUCACACCUGGUCCACACAGGGCGAGAAUAUCCUGGCACCGCCCCCCUCGCGAGCCUACGCCCAUGGCGGUGCCUCCGAUAAUUCGAACAGCGGCAAUGCGGGCAUACUGAGUCCCCGCGACUCGACUUGCGCCAAGGUGGUGGAAUAUGUUUUCAGUGGUUCGCCCACCAACAAGGAGAGCCCUCUUUCUGGAUUAGAGCCGCGUUUGCGCAAUUUAAAGUUUGACGAUAACGAUAAGUCACGCGAUGAUAAGGAAAAGGCCAACUCUCCGUUUGACACAAACGGUUUGAAGAAGGACGAUCAGGUCACAAACACAAAUGGUGUUGUCAACGGCAUUGACGAUGACAAGGGCUUCAAUCGCACCCCUGGUUCACGUCAGCCUUCUCCUGCUGAGGAGUCACUGCCACGCCCCCCGAAUCUACUUUUCCCCCCACUGCCACCCCCCUUCAACCACAUGCUCAUGGACCAUGGCCAGGGCAUGGGUGGUGGCUUGGGAGGGGUCGUCGGAUCUGGCAACGGGGUUGGAGGAGGGGGCGGCGGAGGCGGGGCGGGCGGAGCGUAUGCGGCCCACCAGCAAAUGGCCGCCCAAAUGAGUCAGUUGCAGCCGCCGAUGAUGAACGGCGUUGGCGGCGGUAUGCCAAUGGCAGCACAGUCACCCAUGAUGAAUCACCAGGCAGCUGGACCCAAUCAUAUGGAAUCUCCCGGAAAUCUCUUGCAGCAGCAAAAUUUUGAUGUUCAGGUAAGUGACGACGUGCUUUCGUUCGCUUUUAACCACAAUCAACAACUGUUCCGCUCGCAGAAUCCGGGCCUUGCAGCAGUUGCCACAAAUGCAGCGGCCGCAGCAGCAGCCGCAGCAGCUGCCACAUCGGCAGCGAGUGCUGCAGCGGCGGUGGGCGCUGCCCCCGUGCCCAAUGGGUCGCUGCAACAGUCGCAGCAGCAGCAGCAACAGCAGCAGCAACAACAGCAGCAACAGAUGCAGAUGGCGGCCGCGUCGCAACAGUUUCUGGCCGCCCAGCAGGCGCAAAAUGCGGCCUAUGCCGCCCAACAGGCCACGCCCUACGUCAUCAAUCCGGGCCAGGAGGCUGCCCCCUAUAUGGGCAUGAUUGCCGCUGCCCAGAUGCCGCAGUACUACGGCGUAGCGCCCUGGGGCAUGUAUCCGGGCAAUUUGAUUCCGCAACAGGGAACGCAGCCGCGCCGCCCCCUCACCCCCUCGCAGCAGGGUGCCGAGAAUCAGCCGUAUCAGGUCAUCCCGGCCUUCCUCGAUCACACGGGCUCCUUGCUGAUGGGAGGACCCCGCACCGGGACGCCCAUGCGUCUGGUUAGCCCCGCCCCCGUUCUGGUGCCCCCGGGCGCCACCCGUGCCGGUCCCCCGCCGCCGCAGGGCCCACAGCUGUACCAACCGCAGCCGCAGACGGCCCAACAGAAUCUCUACUCGCAGCAGAAUGGCUCCAGUGUCGGAGGUCUCGCCCUGAACACGAGCUCGUUGACGGGUCGCCGCGACUCCUUCGACCGCAGCACCUCCGCCUUCAGCCCCUCGGCGAUGGACUACACCAGCAGCGGUGUGGCAGCUGCCGCCAAUGCGGUGAACAGCACAGUUGCCCAGGCAGCAGCAGCGGCCGCAGCAGCCGCCGCAGCGCGUGGCAAGUGGCCGGGAGCGAUGUCGGGAGCGGCAGGCGGAGCCUAUGGAGCCCUCGGAGCGGGCAAUGCCUCGGCCAGUCCACUGGGCGCUCCACUCACACCGCCGCCGUCGGCGCAAUCCUGCCUUUUGGGCAGUCGGGCACCCGGAGCCGAGUCCCGCCAGCGGCAGCAGCAGCAACAACAGCAGCAGCAACAGCUGGCCGCCGUGGGAUUGCCGGCAACCGCGGCAGCUGCCCAGGCAGCAGUGGCAGCGGCAGCCAACAAUAUGUUUGGGUCCAAUAGCUCGCUAUUCUCGAAUCACCUGGCCAUUCCGGGUACCGCAGCCGUGGCAGCGGCGGCGGCAGCAGCAGCGGCAGCCAACUCGCGACAGGUGGCUGCCACAGCAGCUGCAGCGGCGGCGGUGGCAGCUGCAGCUGGCGGCGGCGUGGGCGGGGCCCCACAGCCGGGCAGAUCUCGCCUACUCGAGGAUUUCCGCAACCAGCGGUAUCCCAAUCUCCAGCUACGCGAUCUCGUCAACCACAUUGUGGAGUUCUCGCAAGAUCAGCACGGCUCGCGGUUCAUCCAACAGAAGUUGGAGCGUGCCACGGCGGCCGAGAAGCAAAUGGUCUUUAGCGAGAUUCUGGCCGCUGCAUAUAGCCUGAUGACCGAUGUCUUUGGCAACUAUGUCAUCCAGAAGUUCUUUGAGUUCGGCACUCCGGAGCAGAAGAACACGCUGGGCAUGCAGGUCAAGGGUCAUGUGCUGCAGCUGGCGCUGCAGAUGUACGGCUGCCGAGUGAUUCAAAAGGCCCUGGAGAGCAUCUCACCGGAACAGCAGCAGGAGAUCGUCCACGAACUGGACGGACAUGUGCUGAAGUGCGUCAAGGAUCAGAAUGGCAAUCAUGUGGUCCAGAAGUGCAUCGAAUGCGUGGAUCCCGUGGCCCUGCAGUUCAUCAUCAAUGCGUUCAAGGGUCAGGUUUACUCGUUGAGCACCCAUCCCUACGGAUGCCGGGUGAUCCAGAGGAUACUCGAGCACUGCACCGCCGAACAGACCACGCCCAUUCUGGACGAGCUGCACGAGCACACCGAACAGUUGAUCCAGGACCAAUACGGCAACUAUGUAAUUCAGCAUGUGCUAGAGCACGGCAAGCAGGAGGAUAAGUCCAUUCUGAUAAACAGCGUGCGCGGCAAGGUUCUGGUGCUAUCGCAGCACAAAUUCGCUUCGAAUGUAGUAGAGAAAUGCGUCACCCAUGCCACACGUGGCGAACGCACUGGUCUUAUAGACGAGGUCUGCACCUUCAACGACAACGCGUUGCACGUGAUGAUGAAGGAUCAGUAUGCCAACUAUGUGGUCCAGAAGAUGAUUGAUGUUUCAGAGCCGACGCAGCUCAAGAAGCUAAUGACCAAGAUCCGGCCCCACAUGGCCGCCUUGCGCAAGUACACCUAUGGCAAGCACAUCAACGCCAAAUUGGAGAAGUACUACAUGAAGAUAACCAACCCGAUUACGGUGGGCACAGGAGCCGGCGGAGUGCCGGCAUCCUCGUCAGCGGUGGCAGUCAGCGGCAGUGGAGCUACUUCGUCAUCGGCCACAGCAUGCACCAGUGGCAGCAGCACCACCACCACCAGCACCACCAACAGCCUGGCCUCACCCACCAUUUGCUCGGUGCAGGAGAACGGCAACGCCAUGAUUGUGGAGCCCUCAUCCCCGGAUGCCUCCGAGUCCUCAUCCUCGGUGGUGUCGGGUGCCGUCAACAGCGGUCUGGGUCCCAUUGGACCACCGACCAACGUUGUGCUGUAAAGGGGAGAAACAAGUAAACAAAAGUAAACAAAUAAAACCAGGCAGUCAAAGGAAACUUCCUUCUCGAAUCGCAGACUAGUUUUUAGGAGCUGUAAAGCUAUACAUAAACAAAAAAAUACAUAUAAAUGUAAACUAAUUUAUUGAAAAAGCAGCUAUCGAUUGAGAAGCUGCUCUCGAUUAUUUGUAAAGUGAAAACAAAACACACAUGCGCCAAGCUAGAGAAACAAAAAAGUAAAAUGCUGGCCAGCUAGAAAGCAAAACAGCUUGAGAACUAAAGCUAAAACAAAUUUGUAUUUUUACGAACAAAAAGUAAUAACACUCUCACGAAAGAAGAUUUCAAAAUAUUUGUACAAUGCGCUCGCAUAUUUAAUUUGUAAAAAAGAAACACACAGAACACACAAAGAUGAGGAGAAACAACAAAAAAGGCGUUAUACAUCGCAAAAAUGAAAACACACUGAAUGUAAAGUUUAAUGUCAAGAAAACCAUUUUGUCUGCGUAGAUUUUCGUUGUAAUAACUUUGUAUAAAUUAAUGAUUAUAUAGCAAGUCUAUCUGUAAAUGAUUAAUGUUUCGACUGUAAAUUGAUAAGAGGACAACUGAAGAGCCGGCGAGCAGAAGAAUGAAGAAUGUAGAAAAGCUGCAGAAGGGCUGCAUGGAUAGGCCUAGAAUUUAUAAGUGCAGACAGAGGAGGAACCAUUUCAAAUAUACAUACAUAUAUAAACGAGGGAUAACAGCAGAAGCCACACUUAGUGUAGAAUGUAGAGUAAUACUGUUUUUGGAGCCAGCAGCUACCGGAAACACAAUGAAAACAGAGACACACGAGACACGCCACGCCCCCUCACGCACACUCGGUUGCAUAUACCCACACCCACACACACACACACACAAUGAACGACUCUUCAGCCCAUUCACGUUGCUUUUGCACUAUGUAAAAAUUUUGUAUAAAAAAAACCCCCACAACAAACCAUGUAAACCAUGUAAUUUUCAAAUGUUUCACUGUAAAAUGUAUACAUACUAUAUUUUGUAAAUUUUUUUUAAGUCGCAAGUAACUCAUACAUAUUCUAUUCUAAACUGCACGCAUGUAUUUAUAAUUUUAUACAUAUUAGCUGGCGGCCGCCCUCCGAUGAUCAGCAAGUACUUCGGUGGGUGGGGCGUCAGCUAAAAGAACCUGUUAGCCAAGUAAGCCCCACUGAUAAUGAUUGGAUUUUAAAACUAUAACCAUCAAAAUAAACCAAUUUUUUUCCAAAAUUAUCCGACACACUUUUACGUUUGCUAGCCCACCUUAAUGUAUGAUAUAUGUAUAUGUAUAAAUAUGAUUUAAAAUCGACAUUAUGCUUUCUCAACUGCACACUGAGCAAAAUCAGGUGGAGAGUUACCUUUGCUAUGUUAGACAGAAAGCGCUUGUUGCUCCCUGCGAAGCUUGAAAUGCAUUCGCUUUGAAUAAUUAGCCCUUCCCCCACGUAAGUGUAUAAAAUUGUUUUAAAACGUCAUCGAAACACUUGUAAAUUGCAAACAAAAAUUGUAUAUGUAUACAUACGAACGAAUAUUGUAAAAAGUAACAAUACCAAGAAGAAUUUUGUACAUUUUUGAUAUAAAUUUAGAUUACUUCGCGACGCCUUAUUCCAAAUACUAAAAUACUGAAAAUACUGAAAACGAGAGAUGGUAAGAAAAACGAAUUUAGACUUUUUUGUCGGUUUCGUCGAAACACACAAAAAUCCAAUGUAAAACCAUUUUUGGAGAUCAAUGUAAAGUGUAUUAUGCAUAUUUUUGUACACACAAAUUCGUUGUCGUGUCGUUGUAUGUUGUUGUCGUCGUCACCGUCGUCGUUGUCGUAUUUUGUAUAUAACAAGCAAAGGAUACCAGUCAUUGAACAUUUGUAAUUUUCUGUACAUUUCCCCCCCGCAACACAUAACAUACAUACCAUUAACCAUUGAUCGUAAUCCCUCAUCCCUCGUUCCAAAUAAUCCAUUACAUCCGUAUACCCGUAUUAUCCUGUCUCUGUACAAGUGAGCGCAUUUCAAGCGACGGCGCAAGCAGGGCUCGGUAUUAUUUGUUUGGUAUUUUUAGUUAUUAACUUGUCAACUGCCUGUCUCUAGAGCGCAAUGCACUGAUAAUUUUAAUUUAAAUAAUCCAUAGAUGAACAUUGUAUUUAGGAUUCUCGAGUUCGAUGGUCGGUCGAUCGAUGAUCGCAUCGAUACGGAGUGAACAAUGCAAGUAGAGAUGCUUUCUGUAGACUAAACACAUUGCUACACGCCGUGUAAAUUUGACGUGUAAAAUACACAGGACACCCACACACACACACAUACACUCACAAAAACACAAGUACACCUACACACACACACAGGACACAGCGAGCUGCUUAGCUGUAGUAGUUAGCGUAAGCCAGCAAAUCCCUAUAAAUAUAUAUAUUUAAACAUACAUAUUUACACGCAUAUAGAGUUAUGUACUACACUUAGUUUUGAACUUGACGUGAGGCAACGUUUUUAAAAAUGAUGUAAUGAUGUAAUGAUGUAAUGAUGUAACGAUGUAUAUGUAAAAUACAUGUGUAGAGUAGCGGAAGUGCUGUGGCACAGUGAAAUUUACACGUAAGCUGGCGUAUUCUACACACGCCCAGUUUUUACAGUAACAAUUUUUUGCACGCAUGUAUGACACUUGGGUAUACAAGUCGAAAACUAAAAACCUAAAGCGAAUUCCAAUUAAAACAGAAGCCAAGCAACAUUUAACAACCACAAUUGUAAACAAUAUAACAUAAAUUGUACGCGAACUCCCUGUAAACUUGUAAACGUGUAGCGAAGCGAAACGAGCAAGCAUUUUUUUCUAUGCCCAAGGCCAAAAAAGGUCUGGCAGUUUGAAAUUGCAAAAAAGGAAAAAUAAAAUCCGGCUGCAAGUUGUUUGGAUUUUUCGCAAACUUAACUGUAAAAAAAAAAACAAGAAAAUAAAGCCCAAUACUGCAAAGGGCCUAAAGAUAACCAAUAUUUAAAGUAAACCUUAAACAUACAGCAG